Molecule: messenger RNA, 3198 nt
Organism: Oncorhynchus kisutch (coho salmon)
Lineage: Eukaryota; Metazoa; Chordata; Actinopteri; Salmoniformes; Salmonidae
Product: four and a half LIM domains protein 3-like
Exons: 6
Coding region: 194-1147 (317 amino acids)
Biological process (GO): actin cytoskeleton organization
Cellular component (GO): nucleus; Z disc; stress fiber
Molecular function (GO): transcription coregulator activity; actin binding
Source: RefSeq, a predicted model, not a curated record
GGGGCGGGGUCUUGUGACUCAACACUAACUUCCUCAUAGACAGUAGAGCCGGUGAACUCUGUCACUCUUCAGCAUUGUACAGUUAGAGGUCUGAGUAGGCUGUAGUGGAAAAGGAACGGGAAAAGUUGUACAGUAUAAUAAUCUGCCCACUGGAGUAGCGACCGGUAUACCGGCUGCAAUUCUCAUCAUUUGAAUGUCUGGUGACACAGCGCGAGAGGUGGGCUUCGAUUGUCAAGUCGCAAAGGUGCAUUCAACAGCAGAUAUAACGUCGGGGAUGGAACAAGUCACAAUGAGCGACCGGUUCGAUUGCGACAACUGCAAGGAGUCCCUGUACGGACGCAAGUACAUCCAGGCAGACGGGGGAGAGGGGGACAACCCCUACUGCAUCCCCUGUUACGACAGCCUGUUCGCCAACACCUGCGACGAGUGCAAGGAGCUAAUCGGCCAUGACGCCAGGGAGCUGUUCUACGAGGACCGGCACUACCACGAGCACUGUUUCCGUUGUUUCCGCUGUGACCGCUCGCUGGCGGACGAGCCCUUCACCAGCCAGGACGAGGCCCUGCUGUGCAACGACUGCUACUGCAACGAGUUCUCGUCCAAGUGUGUGGCCUGUGACAAGACUGUCAUGCCAGGCACGAGGAAGUUGGAGUAUGGUGGCUCCACAUGGCACGAGGGCUGUUUUAUCUGCCACAGCUGUGAGCAGCCCAUCGGCUCUAAGUCUUUCAUCCCAGACAAGGAUGAACACUACUGUGUGUCCUGCUAUGAGGAUAAGUUCGCCCCGCGCUGCACCCGCUGCAAAAAGGCCCUGGCUAAAGGGGGUGUGACAUAUCGGGAUGAGCCAUGGCACAAGGAGUGCUUUGUGUGUACGGGCUGCAAGGUGCAGCUGGCAGGGCAGCACUUCACCUCGCGCGAAGACAACCCCUACUGCCUCAAGUGCUUCGGCAGCCUAUACUCUAAGAAGUGUGAGGCCUGCAGCAAGCCUAUCACAGGUUUUGGCGGAGGGAAGUACAUCUCGUUUGAGGAGCGCCAGUGGCACCAGCCCUGCUUCACCUGCACAGAGUGCUCUGUCUCUCUGGUGGGGGCAGGCUUCUUCCCCAAUGGAGACCAGAUCCUGUGUCGCGACUGCAACACCAAUAGCAAUCUAUAGACUACACACACACACCGUAUCACCCCUCUCCUCACACACGCCCGCCUAGUUCAACCCCAGGGCCCCCCUCAUCACUGCCAAGGUUGUUAACACAGACCCACAGACUGCCUCUCAGGUCAUACACACAGACACACACACACAUACACACACACACACACCUUGCUCACUAGACCACAUCUCAAUCCCUCAUCCUCCCCCUGUGUUUUCUGCUGCUUGCUGUCAAAUACCAGAGCUAAGCAUCAGGCUACUGAAGCAAAGACACAGACAAAAAUCAGCUAGACUAAAGUUGAUCUAACUUGGCAGAGUUUUCAUGACCAAAUAGACCUAUAUUUCCUUCACCUGUAUGUAUGGGGUGACUUUUUGGUCGGAUUAUGUUUGGUUUAACAGAGGGAAAAGUAUUGUCUUUGGACAGAACUGAACCGUUCUGAACAAUUUUUAAAUGAUUAGUGGUGUCAUUUGAUGGAUUGCCAAUGGUCUACUAACCAAAAGAGUGAUGUACCAAAGAAAUGUAAUAUCUGCCAUCAAAUAAUUAACUGGGGGGGGGUCGUCAUGGAUCCAUGUUCAUGUUCUGUAUUAGAGGCUGGAGCAUUUUAAUAUGUGAGGAUAACACUGACCAACAUGCAAAUAGUCCAUCGAACAUAGUUCGAAAUCAUACUAUUUUGAUGUAGUUGCUAUCUAGCCUGGAGAGGGGAGAUCCACUCCAAGGCUUUCCUUCUCCACAGUAAGUCGUGACUAUGUGAAAAAAAAGGGUUAUGUGCCUUUAAAAGAAAUGGCCUACUUUAUAUGGUAUGUAUUAUCAAACCAAAGAGAAAUGCUUCCAGCUAUGCAAACUUGCUAGAUUUUUGUAUGAACGUAUCACCGCUAAUCAAUGAAAGCGGCACUUUGUAAAGCAGCUACAGAACACUGAUAUUUACUACAUUGUAAAUAUGUUAUGCAAGUAAAGUAUGUUCGAGUGAUUCAAUGCUGAUAAUUGCAGUUUUGUGCAUAUGACUGUUCUCCUAUGUCAAUUAGGUUUCAAAGCAGUAUUUGCUGUCAUGCUUUAGUUGUUACUUACCCUAUAGACAUAUCAUGAUUAUUUGAAGAGAAUAAUAUGUUGCGGUCAUUUGUUUAUGCAGUUGUCAAACACUGCUCCAGAAAGUGAAUGUCUUUAUAGUAUACUAAAGAAUAUGUCCAAGAGAUGGAGGGGGGGAAAAAAUAUAGAUAUUGAGAGAACGUGAAAAGAAAGAUGGCUUGGUGGUGCUGGAGAAAACCAAUGAAGUCAGUUAAGGCAUAAGUGAAAUGCUGUCAUGUAUUUACACUAUGGCUAAAAUAUUCCCCUCGUUCCCAUAGUCUGUGAACAUACAAUCGCAACUCAAGCAUUUAUAUAUGGAGCAACACCUAAACCACUCUGCCUUUUUAUAACGACUAUUGUUUACUUUUUUCCAUGUUGACACUUAUCUAUGAUAUUUUUCAUUAAGCAUAUUUCCUUUUUUUUGCCUUUUUGUAUUUAAUCUUUCUGUUACUAUCGCUGUUGUUUGAUAAUGAAUGGGCUAGUCCCGAAGAAGCUGAGCUGCAUUUCAUCAACUAAGUGGUAUGCAUGUCUUUGUCAUUACCAGACAUGGGUUCAAAUCCUUUCAAAUCAUUUCAAAUACUUUAUCUGGGCUUGAUUGAGUUUGCCUGGCCCAAUGGAACCAAUGGAAUAGUGGCAAAACUGCAAACCUCAUCCAUUUGCACUUCAGGCAGUCUAAGGCAAAUGCUACAAGUAUUUGGGACAUUUCAAAUAGUAUUUGAACCCAAAUCUGGUCAUUACUUGUUUGCCUAAAAAUGUAUAUUGAUUAUUGCUGUUGAGAUUUUCACUUGUAGAAAAAAAAUCAAAAAAAAAUCUUGAUUUCAUUAUUUUGAGCUUUGAUGCUGGCAAGUCAGAGUUGGCAAAUGUGCUUUUUAUGAUUCUAAAAAAGAUGGAGAAACACACCUGUGUGAUGGAAGAGUUGAUUCAAAUCAGUUGAAAAUGUAUACUGUUAAAUUUAUAUGACCUGUUUUAUAAAAUGUUAUUAAAGAAAUCUUAAUUGAAA